This is a messenger RNA of Labeo rohita (rohu), 3106 nucleotides long. It is a transcript of the gene clcnk, whose product is annotated as chloride channel K. The record is from RefSeq and is a predicted model, not a curated record. Gene Ontology annotation, molecular function: voltage-gated chloride channel activity. The transcript is spliced from 20 exons. Gene Ontology annotation, cellular component: membrane. Gene Ontology annotation, biological process: transmembrane transport; chloride transport. NCBI's taxonomy places the organism in Eukaryota, Metazoa, Chordata, Actinopteri, Cypriniformes, Cyprinidae. Bases 366 to 2444 code for a protein of 692 amino acids.
AGUCAGGUUCUAUCACUCUCUGCUCUCUCUGCCUUAACAACAAAGGUUCAUACCACAUCACAGGUCAUUUCAUUAACUGCCUAAUUAAAAGUUCCAAAAGGCCACGACGAGCUUCAUCUCAAUGACAUUUGAGAUCAAAAUGAAUUUUAGAGAAAACAAAAAGGAAACUUAAAUUUCACAUUGUUCCAAUUCAUUGGCUGCCCAGAGGCAAGCGGGAGAGGACGUGCACCAUAAAUAAGUUAAAGCUUAAUUUUCCUUUCAUGCUACAUCUGGUGACGCCAGGGUAAAGAGCUGAUUCUGACCUCAACGGUCUUUCAUGUGGAAUGAGUCAACAGGCUGAAAGAGCUCACGUGGCAUUUUAGACCAUGGAUGAGACUUGUGUGAAUGUAAAGCGUCUUGAAGAAAACGAAGAACAAUGCACAGAUGAAGAUAAGACAGCCCAAGAUAAGGUGGAGGAACAGCUAAUCAGCUCUAAUGGGCAUUCAUCGAAACCAUGGCAACAAUCACGGUCACGCAUCAGAGAGUGUGUGCUGUAUGUGAAGAAGGUUCUGGUGUCUUUUGCUAGAAUGGAGUGGUACUGUUAUGCCCUGUUAGGGAUCAUCACCGCUCUAAUGAGCUUCUUCAUGGAUAUGACUGUAGCCAAACUGCUGAACGCUCACCAGUGGCUGUACGGAUGUCUGAAGGGUCACCACCUGCUGCAGUUCCUCUGCUGGACGCUAUACCCAGCCUGCCUGUGUGCUUUGUCCACCAGCUUUGCCCACAGCAUCUGCCCAUUCUCUGCAGGCUCUGGUGUUCCUGAGGCGAGGGCAAUUCUCUUAGGGAUAGACAUGCCCGAUUACCUGUCCCUCUCCAAUCUCUUCGCUAAACUGUUUGGCCUGAUAUGCACACUAGCUUCAGGCAGCACAGUGUUUCUCGGCAAAGUGGGUCCAUUUGUCCAUUUAUCUAUCAUGGUGGGUGCGUUCAUGAGUCGUCUGCAUGAUUCCUGCCGUGGUGGAAAGCAGAGAGCAGCUAAAGGAGAAAUGCUGGUUGUGGCAUCAGCAGUGGGCGUUGCGAGCUGUUUCGGGGCUCCAGUCAGCGGUGUUCUGUUCAGUAUAGAGGUGAUGGGGACUCAUUAUUCAGUCAGAGAUUACUGUCCCUGCUUCUUUGCGGCGGCUUGUGGCGCAAUCACCUUCAGACUGCUUUCGGUCUGUAGUAGAGAUCAAGAAACCAUCCAGGCCCUGUUUAAAACCAGCUUUUCUUCUGAUCUGCCUUACCAGCCUUUUGAAAUAUUUAUUUUCGCUCUGCUUGGGCUGUUCUGCAGUAUUCUCAGCUGUAUUUAUUUAUUCUGUCAUCGCUGGGCUCUGCGUUUUGUCAAAACAAACAAACCCAUCAGCAGACUUCUGGCAACAGAAAAGGCACUUUAUUCAGCCAUAGUGGCAUUUCUCCUCGGCUGCUUUACGUUUUAUCACUCGGCGGGACAUUUCAUAGCUGCUGAGCUCACAAUGAAGCAACUACUUACUUCACUGUUAGAUAGCACUUCCUGGUACACCGUUUCCCAGAAUGCAUCUGCCCUGCCUGAACCUCAGAAAACAUUCUGGCAGGCAUGGAACCCACCUGGCAAAAGUUAUUUCCAAACGCUAGGAUUUUUUAUUAUUGCAAAGGUUGGGCUGUUGGUCGUGGCCUGCACUUUGCCUUUACCUGCUGGCUAUUUCAUGCCCGUAUUUGUUUACGGUGCUGCGGUGGGGCGUUUGGUAGGAGAGGGCACGGCCUAUUUGCUCUCAGAUGGAAUCUCAUCAGCAGAGAGUUUGAUAAAUCCAGGCGGCUAUGCGCUAGCAGGAGCAGCCGCCUUCUCUGGGGCUGUAACACACACGCUCUCUCCUGCUCUAUUGGCUCUGGAAAUGACAGGCCAGUGCUCUCACGCCGUCCCCUCGCUGGUUGCUACGCUGGUAUCCAACGCAGUGGCUCGUGCAAAGCAUCGUCCAUCUUUCUACGACGGCAUAUCCCUUAUUAAACAGCUCCCGCACUUGCCAUCUCUCAUCCGCGCUUGUCCAAAGUUGGCCAAUGUUCAGAUCAAGCAGUUUGUGAUCCCAGCGGGAGUCGUGCUGGAGAGGACCGAGACACUGACAAGUCUGCAGCGCAUCCUGAACGACAGCACAGACAACGAAUUUCCUGUGGUGGACUCUCACGACUCCCCUAUUCUCCUGGGUACAAUCAACAAAUCACAGCUGUGGGAGGGUCUGCAACAGCAUGGAAAUGAGGGUUUAUGUAAACAGCUAGAGGAUGUGUGUUCUAUUCAACCUGUGCGGCUACAACUGACUACUGAAAGCACUGUAAAGCAGGCUCAUUGCAUCAUGAGUGUCACAGGUGAGCAGCGUGUGUUUAUAACGGAGAGUGGGCGGCUGUGUGGCGUCAUCACAUGGAAAGAGAUGAAGAAAAUAAUCGAAGAGAUGGCGAAGGAAGUCUGAUGCAUGGACUAUCCAUUUUGAUAAUUAUUUCAUCUGCUGUUUUUUUUAUUCAGAUGUUUAUGUGGAUAAUUAUUCAUAGUGAAAUAAUCAAGAAAUCUUAUGCAAUUUAGUAGGCUAAAACAGGGAUGAAGUUUGUCGAAUGUAAAAUAUUUUAUUUAUUCUAAUUUGUAUAACAAAAAUAGCAAAACCACCGCCAGAACACUUUGCUGAACAUCUGUUUAUGGCAAAAUUGUACAGAAGGUUCAUUUUCACAUACACUGAUCUACCUUUUAAUUUUUUUUUUAAUGUAGAUUUACAUCUACAAUUUUUGAUUUUCAGUUUUUGUCAAUAGUUAUUGAUUAAAGGAUUAGUUCACUUCCAGAAUAAAAGUUCCUGAUAAUUUACUCACCCCCCAUGUCAUCCAAGAAGGUCAUGUCUUUCUUCAGCUGAAAAGAAAUUGAGGUUUUUGAGGAAAACAUUACAGGAUUGUUCUCCAUAUAGUGGACUUCAAUGAGGAUUAAUGGGUUGAAGGACCAAAUUGCAGUUUCAGUGCAGCUUUAAAGUGCUCUACACGAUCCCAGCCGAGGAAUAAAGGUGUUAUCUAGCAAAAACGAUUGGUCAUUUUCUAAAAAAAAAAAAAAACAAAAUUAUAAAAAAGUAUAUGCUUUUUUAACCACAAAUGC